AUGUCUCAAACUUUAUAUUUCAGCGUUCUUCUCAUCGCUCUCUGUUCAUUAUCUGAAUGCAUUCAGCGCCGCUAUCACCACAUAAACAUGAAAAUGAACUGGACUGAAGCUCAGAAAUACUGCAGAGAAAACUACACAGAUCUGGCCACAGUCAACAACAUCAAUGACAUGAAUCAACUGAUGAAGAGUGUGGAUAACAGUCUGACUGAUGAUGUCUGGAUUGGAUUGAAGAGAUCAAGUGUUCAUAAAUGGAAGUGGUCUCUGGGUGAUCCUGUGAAAUACACAAACUGGUAUAAUGGAGACUCAAAUGGUCCAGAUGAUUGUGUUUAUAUGAGAGAUGGAUCAUGGCAUCAUCAGGACUGUAGUGUGAACAUGAGAUUCAUCUGCUACAAUGGUGAUAAAGGAUUCAUCAUUGAUGUUUCUUCAGUAUCAUGGAGAGACGCUCAGAUCUUCUGCAGACAGCAUCAUACUGAUCUGACCAGUGUGAGGAAUCAGACUGAGAAUCAACAGAUUCAGAAGAUCAUGAAUGACACAAACAUAUCUGAAGUCUGGAUUGGUCUGUUCAGUGACUCAUGGGAGUGGUCAGAUAAAAGUGAAUCUGGAUUCAGAUACUGGCAUCCUAAAGAACCAAAUAAUCUUGAUACUGAAAAAUGUACAGAGUUCAUUCCGACACUCCAGGGUCAAUGGAAUAAUGUGGCUUGCAGUAACUCUCUGACCUUUGUGUGUCAUGAAGAUAAUCUGAUAUUGAUCCAGAUGAAUCUGAGCUGGUCUGAAGCUCUGAGAUACUGCAGAGAGAAUCAUGUGGAUCUGGUUUCAGUUGAUUCAGAGGAGAUUCAGUUCAUGGUGACUAAAGUGAUUCAUGAGUCCUCUACUGACGCCGUGUGGAUGGGGUUACACUAUUACUGCCAAAUGAACCUCUGGAUCUGGAUACGAGGAGAGGCCGUGUGCUAUCAGAAUUGGGCUCCAGGGAACGGAGCAGGACUUAUGGACUGCAACAGUGAACACAUAGCUGGAGCAGUUCAGUCUGGAGGAGAUCAUCUCUGGAUCAGCCGUCCUCGAUCUCAACAACUCAACUUCAUCUGCAUCAAAAAAUAAUCUAAUAAUUUGUGUCUAUCACUUCUUCAUUGAUUGUUUAGUAAAGGUGAAUGGGUCUGAUAUAUAACUUGUGUGCUCGUAACGUCACACACUAUGUGAAAGUCUCUUUUUAAAUGAUAUUUUAGGAGCUUUGGUCUGCUGACUUUACAUCUUUAUCUUUUCUUUAGUAAUAGACAGAGUUAAUAUAUUAAAUAAUACUUCAACUCGAUCACAGAAACUCUCAUUAACUACAAACAAUAACUUAUAUAUCUUCUUUAGUUUAUAGAAAAGAUUGCAAAAUUAUUUUGAAAAUGUUUGAAAUUUUAUGAAAUGAUCGUUUAUAUGAUAAAAACAUCAAAGAGUCAUCAGCGCUCAUCAUAAUAAACUCUCAUCUCAUCAUCAUGAUGUUAUUAAAAUAUCAGCUCUUAAAGGAACAGUAUGUAAGAAAUUUAUAUCAAUUAAUCAUAAAAUGAUUAUGUCACUAGACAUUAAGAAAUCAUUUUCAUUUCAAAUACUUAUAUCACUGACAACAGUGGUCCAGCCAGGAUAUUGUCAUUUAAAAAGUAGAGUUGCAGCCCUGAACUGAUGUUUAUGUUGUCAUGUUGUGUAUUGGCCAACAGCUGUGUAAUUGCAGUACCAGUUUUAGCCACAAGUUUUGUUAUUGCAAUACCAGUUUUGGCCACAAUCCUACAUACUGUUCCUUUAACUCUUUCACCCCCAGCGUUUUUAAAAAAAGUUGCCAGCCAGCGCCAGCGUUUUUCAUGAUUUUCACAAAAGUUUAAUGUCUUCCAGAAAAUGUUCUUCUUCAAAUAUAUAAACAUACAAUAUACCAAAUGAAAGAACAGACCCUCUGUUUUCUUUCAAAAAAAAAAACAAAACGUUUCAUCCUACCUUCAGUAGUAGCUUUUGUAAUCAGCUUUUGAAUAUGGGUAGGUUUCUGCAAAAACACCACAUUUUGAGCAAAAAGCAGAGAUAAUUCCAUUUUUGUGACGGACUUUUCAUAGAGUUCCCAUUCAGAGCGAUCUUUAAAACAGACACGUACAUGCAGCAGCUUGCCAUAGGGCAAUACUUCCGGGUUUAAAAAGUUGCGGAAGGGCCUAGUGGAUAAUAGCGGUAUUGCGGAAAGACCGAAAUACUCGUCAUUGGCGGGGAAGCGUUUUCUCUUGAUUGACGAGAUAUCUCGUCAAUGGCGGGGAAAGAGUUAAUAUUCAUCAUCAAAGUUAACGUUUGUGUGUUUGUUAACUGGUUUUAGGUUUUGUACUUCUUAUCUUUAGAAAUGUCUGCUUCUUUAAAGUCUGAAUAUUCUGUAUGUGUAAUGAAAUCUGUUGAGUUAUGUUGACUAAUGUAAAGUUAAAGCAACACUAUGUAGUUUCGAUGUAAAAAUGACUUACAGCUCCCCCAUGUGGUUGAAAAGCGCAACAGUGCCUGAUAUCAGACACUCUUCUGCAGGCAGGGGGAGGGGCGGGGUGUGUGCUCUACCCUCCACAGCCACUUUCAGAGUGUGCUUGUAGCUGCUAGGAGGCUGCUCAGGUUGCAGCAACAGUACAAUUUGUCCAGUUAAAAGUUGUUCUAUCUCUGAAAUAAUUUUAGAGACAUUAUUUAAAGGUAAAAAAACUACAUAGUGUUGCUUUAAGACAUCACUUCAAAUAAACUCAUCUACUACUCAUUCUCCUGACAUCUGUAAUCAUAUCAUCUUUACAUUUAUUCUUUAUUAUUAAAUAACACUGCUUCAGUGCUGAUUUAUAACACUGGAUGAUGUGGAGACAUAUAGACACACACAAGUCAUCAUUUAAUAUCAUGUAUUUAUAUAAAAACACUUUCACAAAAAUAUAACAUUUGAGUUUUUUAAAAAGUAUCAUCACAAAUUUCAUGCUUUUGGUUUAUAUUUGUAUUUUUUUAAAGGUAUUUAUUUGUCUUCUUGAACUCCAGGUUUGUUUUCUGUGUUGAAAUUUGAGAUCAUCUUUCAUUAAAUGUUUUCUAAGUAA
Paramisgurnus dabryanus is the source of this 3059-nucleotide messenger RNA. NCBI's taxonomy places the organism in Eukaryota, Metazoa, Chordata, Actinopteri, Cypriniformes, Cobitidae. The record is from RefSeq and is a predicted model, not a curated record.